UAUAAGGGGAAGUAAUCGUAAUAUAAACAAAUCAACGCAAAGAAAUGGAGAUAAACAACCUUCCACCGGAAUUACUUGUAACAAUAUUUCAACAUCUCAGUAAAGAAGAUCUAAUAUGGACGAUACACAAUGUGUGUACGUAUUGGCGACACGUAGCACAAGCCGGGAAUUUAUGGACAUAUUUAGAUGUUAACCGCCUCGUUAUCGAAAACCACGGAAAACAGAAAUCAUUGUUAAAGUAUCUUCUCGCGAUUUUAAUUCACGUUCAGUAUGUGAAAUCAUCUUCAGAUCGCUUGCUUCCUUUACUGUUAAAAAGUAAAGACACUUUGAGAAAUAUUCGACGAAUUGAUCUGGUACCUACAACUAACUCUUCCUUCCUCAGCUCAAAAGAACUGUUUAAUGGCCUACGUGCGAAAUGUCCAAAUCUUAAUGCUCUUCGCUUGAAAUUUUAUUCAGUGUCUCUUUCUGUUUUGAAUCAAGUUUUUGAUCUUAAUUUAAAAAACGUUACCUUAAUUCACGAACAGAACCUAGGAAACACACGUGACAUAAGUAGUCGUGGUAACAGAGAGAUGGAAACCGUCGCCAUACUAUUAAAGGAAAAGGCAAAUGAAAUCAGGAAAACCAAAAGAAUUGAGCUCCAUUCGUUUUCUAGCGAUUUUUUAGCACCGGUCUUGGAAUUAAAUUUGUCAAAUCUGACCCGUCUGACGGCAUUUGGAAAUUUCAUAAAGGAUAGCACAAUACACACAAUUCUCUUCCCUAAAACAAACAUAACCGAGCUGUGUUUAGAUUUUUCAAAUAUUACUGACCAAAGCUUAAAUGAAAUAGCUGAAACUGCUACAAAUUUAAGAUAUUUGUCAUUGAAAUGCUGUAGCAGAAUUACUGAUAAAGGAAUUGUCAUGGUAACAAAAUCCUGCAAGAAGUUAGAAAGACUUAACAUUCGGAACUCAAUGUCGAACGGUAGGCAUUUUGCUUCUAAUUUAUCUCUAGGUGCUAUUGCUCCGGGAUGUACCUCCCUGAAAAAUGUGUCAGUGCAAUAUUUGUCGACUUUCGAUAUUGCUACUUUAACGGCUUUGACGCAGUCAUGUCGAAUGUUGACGUCACUCAGUUUCAAUGACUGUUGCAGCCUGUCUGACGCGUCUUUGGAAGUAAUUGGACAAAACUGUCCAGUCUUGUUUUCUGCAGAUUUCAGCCAGUGUCCGGAAAUUACAUUGGACGGCGUUAGAAUCUUGUUAACACGCUGCCUUGCAAUGGAGAAUAUAAGCUGUAUGGUUUGCGAUGGAAUUACAAAUUUUUCCCAAAGUUCAGAGACACCACCAAAGGAAACCGCCACGGAAGUUCUUAGAAACGAGCAUGCGCAGCAUGGUAAAGAUACGGCUACUCUGAGGGAACCAGAUGAUGAAGGGAAGCUGAAAUGUUCACAACUUAGGAACUUCAAUCUGUCUUACUGUUAUAAUUUGGAACCGGAAGCACUUAUUGUGAUAUCAGAAUUAUGUAGAAAUCUACGCAUGAUUAUUUUACGUUUUUGUGAAGGUCCAGUAAAUGACGUCAACGUUGAUAUUUUACGUUGUGUUUUUACAAAUUGUUGCUUCCUCGAAUACAUUUUAGUUGGUCCUGGAUUAAAUUCUACAGUACAAAGAAAAGAUAUUUUAAUUUAACAAAAAAAAAAAAAGAAAUUAACUUUUGUGUUAUUUUUGUAAGAAUAUACCAUAUGAAACAUAUUUACAUUAUAUGUUUAUACUUUUA
Molecule: messenger RNA, 1743 nt
Organism: Mytilus californianus (California mussel)
Lineage: Eukaryota; Metazoa; Mollusca; Bivalvia; Mytilida; Mytilidae
Product: F-box/LRR-repeat protein 7-like
Exons: 2
Coding region: 45-1655 (536 amino acids)
Biological process (GO): SCF-dependent proteasomal ubiquitin-dependent protein catabolic process
Cellular component (GO): SCF ubiquitin ligase complex
Molecular function (GO): protein binding
Source: RefSeq, a predicted model, not a curated record